This is a messenger RNA of Prunus armeniaca (apricot), 3012 nucleotides long. Lineage: Eukaryota; Viridiplantae; Streptophyta; Magnoliopsida; Rosales; Rosaceae. The record is from the annotation of a GenBank genome assembly.
AUGUCGGCCUCAUCGGCUCGCCGGCUCAAAGACCGAGGCGGAGCCGGAGGUACCAUCGGAGCCAAAGCCGGUUCCACUCUGAAGCAAUCCAAGCCCCUCACGCCGAUACCCAUCUCCCACAAGAGGUCCUCCAGCGCCGGAAAAGAGAACCCUUUACCUGGGUCCACUUUCCGAUCAUCGGCCCAGAAGCCCACGAUCCGGCCCGUCCCACGUGUCGACAAGGCGUCUGUGACGGCGGCGACCAGUGGCGGCGGCAGCGAUGCGCGUGCUCGGUGGUCCAUGUCUUCUUUGCCCAGAGGUAGGAGCUCUAGCCCUUCUGAGUUUAUACGGGUAUUUUCUCAUUCUAGUAAAGAACGGAGGGCUUCGGUGGGCCGGACCGAAAGGGGUUCCAGUUCGACUUUGAGUUCUGUCGGAGAGAGAGAUAGGGCGGUGUCGAGUACAGAGAAGGGUUUGAGUAGGGUUAGGGGAUCAGCGAGUGGGAAACAGAGAACAGGGUUUAGGGAUUUGGAUGUGAAGGUGAGUGAAGUGGGCGCCAAUGGGAUUAGGGUUUUGAGGGAUAUCAAAGAAAGUGGUAAAAUUGGGUUGAGUUCGGAUAAAAAGAAUGGAACUUGUGGAGAAAAAGAACUGAAAUGGGUUGCAAGUGAGAAGAAUUCAGAUGGGGUUAGGCUUAGGGUUCUGGGAAGUGGUGAUGGAGAAGCUAACUUAAGCUCUGUUCUGAAAAACCCAGAUGGAGUUGAUGGUAAUAGGACUUUACAGAGUUGCAAUAGUAAUAGAAGUAGCUUGAGUGUGGAUACAAAGGAUCAAAAUUUUGUCCGGGUUGAUGAUAAAGCUGUGAAGAGUGGAAAUGGUGUUGCUUUAGGACUGAAGGAGUCUCGUGAAAAAUCUGUGAGUAGUGCAAAGAUUUUGGAGGGUUUAAAAGGGAAGGCAUUGACUGAAGAAGGUAGUAAUGGCAGUCGUUCUGGUAUCAAAUAUCCGAGUAAGCUUCAUGAGAAGCUUGCUUUCUUGGAAGGGAAGGUUAAGCGGAUUGCCUCCGAUAUUAAGAAGACAAAGGAGAUUUUGGAUAUGAAUAAUCCAGAUACGUCAAAGGUGAUACUCUCUGAUAUUCAGGAAAAGAUUUCGGGGAUUGAGAAGGCCAUGGGACAUGUUCCGAAUGAUUCAGGUGGUAAGAUGGGGUUGCCGAAAAGUGAUGAGCAUAUCGAACAGAAUUCCAAAGUGGUUGAAAAGGGUCAUAUUGAGCAGGAGAUUAAUGCUAAGAGUUUGGUGAAAGGGUUGAAUAGCGAGGACUUGGAAGCUAGACUCUUUCCUCAUCAUAAAGGGUUGAAUAGCGAGGACUUGGAAGCUAGACUCUUUCCUCAUCAUAAGUUGCUUCGAAACCGCACGGCAUUGAAAGAAUCAUCAGAAAGCUCUCAAAGUCAUGGAUCCCAAGAAGUUGAAUCCAGUUGUGAAUCAAAGGUUGAUAAGAAGUCUUUGAGCCUUAUAGAUGACAAUCCAAUUGCAAUAGAGUUCUUGGCUUCCUUGGAACAAACUAAAGUUACAACGAGGGAUGGUCAGGAAGUUCUGGGAUGUUGUGAAGUUCAAGAAGUGGAGGGUAUCACCACUGCAGGAGUUGAAAAAUCUUCAAAACUGGUCACUGGAAAGCAAAAUGCGGAGCUCAUUCUCACAACGGAUGAAACACUUGAUGAGUUUGAUGAUCAGGAGAAUACACAGAAAAUGAUUAUUGAUGAGGAAACUGAGGACACUUGCAUUUACCAGCUGAACGAAAUAGGCCAAAAAACAUCAACUGGAGGGUGGUUUGUUUCUGAGGGAGAAUCAGUUCUUCUUGCUCAUGAUGAUAGCUCAUGCACCUUCUAUGAUAUCGUAAAUUGCGAGGAAAAAGUGGUGUACAAACCUCCUGUAGGAGUUUCACCUAAUAUGUGGAGAGACUGUUGGAUAAUCCGUGCUCCUAGUGCUGAUGGUUGUUCAGGAAGGUAUGUUGUGGCAGCGUCUGCAGGAAAUACGAUGGAUUCAGGAUUUUGCUCAUGGGACUUCUAUGCCAAAGAUGUGCGUGCUUUCCAUAUUGAGGAUGGUUUAGCCCCUUCAAGAACAGUGCUCGGCCCCUUGCCCAACAACAUCUCAUAUGGAAGAAAUGCUUUGUCUAAUCUUCUGGAUCCUGAAACUCAACAAUGGUGGUAUAGACCUUGCGGACCUCUUAUUGUCUCAACUGCCAGCUGUCAGAGAGUUGUGAGAAUUUACGAUAUCCGUGAUGGCGAGCAAGUUAUGAAAUGGGAUGUAGCGAAGCCUGUGAUAACAAUGGACAAUUCAAGUCCCUUGCAGUGGAGAAACAGAGGAAAAGUUGUUGUAGCUGAAGCUGAAUCAAUUUCUCUAUGGGAUGUUAGCUCUCUCAACCCUCAAGCUUUACUAUCUGUUUCUUCUUCUGGUCGAAAAAUCUCCGCACUUCAUGUGAAUAACACGGAUGCUGAACUAGGUGGUGGUGUUCGACACAGAGUAAGUUCCUCGGAAGCAGAAGGAAAUGAUGGAGUGUUCUGUACCCAAGAUUCUAUUAACAUUCUAGACUUUCGCCAUCCGUCUGGCGUCGGUCUUAAGAUACCAAAACUUGGUGUAAAUGUGCAGUCAGUUUCCUCUCGCGGAGAUUCUAUCUUCCUUGGCUGCAGUAGUGCAAGGUCAGGAUGGAAAAAACAGUCCUCUUCACAGGUGCAACAGUUCUCUGUGCGAAAACAAAGGCUAUUCAGCACUUAUUCCUUGCCAGAAUCAAAUGCUCACAGCCAUUGCACAGCGAUUACGCAAGUUUGGGGGAACUCAAACCUUGUCAUGGGUGUUUGUGGAUUAGGGCUGUUUGUAUUUGAUGCCUUGAAGGAUGAUGGAGUGCCUUUGUUGACCAAUGACGAUGGGACUCAAAACGCCAGAGAAGUUAUUGGUCCAGAUGACUUGUAUGCACCUUCUUUUGAUUACUUGGAUUCUCGGGCUCUUCUUAUAUCAAGAGAUCGCCCAGCACUGUGGAGGCACUUAUCAUAG